AUGUCCGCUAUCCAGAACCUCCACUCUUUCGACCCCUUUGCUGAUGCAAGUAAGGGUGAUGACCUGCUUAACCUGCUUACUGCUGGGACUGAGGAUUAUAUCCAUAUAAGAAUUCAACAGAGAAACAGCAGGAAGACCCUCACUACUAUCCAGGGGAUUGCUGAUGAUUACGAUAAAAAGAAACUAGUGAAGGCAUUUAAGAAGAAAUUUGCCUGCAAUGGUACUGUAAUUGAGCAUCCAGAAUAUGGAGAAGUAAUUCAGCUACAGGGUGACCAGCGCAAGAACAUAUGCCAGUUCCUCAUCGAGAUUGGACUGGCUAAGGACGACCAGCUGAAGGUUCAUGGGUUUUAAGUGCUUGUGGCUCACUGAAGCUUAAGUGAGGAUUUCCUUGCAAUGAGUAGAAAAAUUCCCUUCUGUCCCUUGUCACAAGUUUAAAAACCUCACAGCUUGUAUAAUGUAACCAUUUGGGGUCCGCUGUUUAACUUGGACUAG
This is a messenger RNA of Trichosurus vulpecula (common brushtail), 492 nucleotides long. Its product is annotated as eukaryotic translation initiation factor 1-like. The transcript has a single exon. The record is from RefSeq and is a predicted model, not a curated record. The coding region runs from base 1 to 351 and encodes 116 amino acids. Gene Ontology annotation, biological process: translational initiation. Gene Ontology annotation, cellular component: eukaryotic 43S preinitiation complex. NCBI's taxonomy places the organism in Eukaryota, Metazoa, Chordata, Mammalia, Diprotodontia, Phalangeridae. Gene Ontology annotation, molecular function: ribosomal small subunit binding; RNA binding; translation initiation factor activity.